Camellia sinensis is the source of this 874-nucleotide messenger RNA. RefSeq lists its product as uncharacterized. NCBI's taxonomy places the organism in Eukaryota, Viridiplantae, Streptophyta, Magnoliopsida, Ericales, Theaceae. The record is from RefSeq and is a predicted model, not a curated record.
UUGACAAUAGGUGUUUGGUUUAACUAGUUAUUUAUGGCUUUCUAUGAAGUUAGGUACUAAACUACAUCUAUAAGAUCAGGGUGGAGGAGAUGGAAAUUCUUCAGCAAUGGUGGAAGAUGAGAUUCUCUUUCAAGAACGCCACUUUCAUCGUUUGUUUCUUCAAUCUCAUCGCCCUUCUUUUCUUCCUUCAGGGCUUUCUCUCUGCUUCUUCCAACCGCAAAUUGGCCUCCUAUCAACGCAACUCAGCUCAACUCAGAUACAUUAAGGAAUCUGAAGAUUUACGGCGAACCAUGGAACCCUUGGAACUAAUUAGAAGAGUGAGGGAAAUUAAGCAAGAAGCAUACAUAGAACCAGAGCCAGUCCAACAGAAAGAUAUAAAGCAGACUGCUGCAGUUGAUCUGAUUACGAGGUUGAACAAUUUUCGUUCCUAUUCAGAUCCUGGCAGUCUAAAAGCUCUAGAAGAAUGGCGUAAAAGGAAGAUGGAACGAGCGAGGCAGCGCGAACUUGGGAAAAAUGGAACAGCUACCUCACAAGCUUGAAAUUCUCUGUUAAAUAGAGUCCAACCUCGUACAUCAAUCAUGUGAUUGCCAGUGGUUAAAGUUACUUGCAGAAUUAGUUUGUAGAGAGCCAAGAAAUCCUCAUCUAAUCUCCAAAAAAUAAAUCCACUGCAUUCUCUGCUUCUCUUGCGAAGUCUACACAUUUUCUGAUAUUGUUUGUGAUUUUCCCACCACAGGCAGUUUGCCGACAAACCGGGAUCCUGCUGCAGUAGGAAUGUUGUAAACAAGCCGAGUAACAAUAGUGCAUUUUCAAUUUUAUGUGAUUCUCAAGUUUGGGUGGAGAACUUGAUAAGUUUUAAAAAUAUGUUUUGAGGUUA